Penicillium mononematosum is the source of this 384-nucleotide messenger RNA. RefSeq lists its product as uncharacterized. NCBI's taxonomy places the organism in Eukaryota, Fungi, Ascomycota, Eurotiomycetes, Eurotiales, Aspergillaceae. The transcript is spliced from 3 exons. Bases 1 to 384 code for a protein of 127 amino acids. The record is from RefSeq and is a predicted model, not a curated record.
AUGUAUACAUACCGUGUUUCUCAAGAGGGUCGACGAUGCAUUAUGGCGGCCACUAUCCUCGCCGUUCAAAACACCGAGUACCUGGUAUCUCCCGGCCUUGAUCCAAAAAUGCUGCAAAAUGAUACGGCGGCCAAGCCUCGGCACGCAAUUCGCCCUAUCGACACUAUUCUACCUCUGACAGUUCCCCCGCGAGUGACAACCUACGAGGCCCUCUAUGAGAAGCGCAGGGUGCCUGAUCCGUUACUCUUCCUUAUUCCCGAUAACUAUAUAUUGGUCCUCCCCAAAGUGAAGGGAGAGCCAUUACACAGGAGGUGGGCGGAUGCAUCUGCUCAACGGAAAGAGUUCGUCUAUCAACAGGGUUCGACUGCUAUUCAUGUUCUUUGA